Messenger RNA from Debaryomyces hansenii CBS767, 900 nucleotides. RefSeq names its product cyclin (gene PCL2). The record is from RefSeq and is a predicted model, not a curated record. NCBI's taxonomy places the organism in Eukaryota, Fungi, Ascomycota, Pichiomycetes, Serinales, Debaryomycetaceae. Gene Ontology annotation, molecular function: protein kinase binding; cyclin-dependent protein serine/threonine kinase regulator activity. The transcript has a single exon. Gene Ontology annotation, cellular component: cyclin-dependent protein kinase holoenzyme complex; nucleus. Bases 1 to 900 code for a protein of 299 amino acids. Gene Ontology annotation, biological process: regulation of cyclin-dependent protein serine/threonine kinase activity.
AUGUCAGACAGAGAAGCAUUGAGAAUUUUUUCUAGACAGCCAGUUAGUGAAGAGAUGAUCUCAUUUUUGGCUUCUACCACUAGUUCAGUCAUUCAAGUCAAGACACCAAAACCACACAAGGUGUCGAUGAAUGACAGCAACUUGCUAAUUAGUCCGGUUUGCAAGACACAUGUGUCAUUAUCGGUGUUCAUCAAGAAGUUGAUCAAAUAUUCGAAUGUGCAGACACCUACGUUAAUGGCUAGUUUGAUAUACCUUAACAAGCUUAGAAACAUUUUGCCAGCUAAUGCAGUCGGUAUGGAAACCACCAGACACCGUAUUUUUUUGGGUGCGUUGAUCUUGAGUGCAAAAUCGUUGAACGAUUCGUCGCCCAUGAACAAGCACUGGACCAAAUACACCGACGGAUUAUUGACGAUUGAAGAAGUUAAUAUGGCCGAGAGAGAGUUAAUUGGUUUAUUAAAGUGGGAUAUCAAUGUCAAGGAAGACGAGUUAAUUUUGGUAUUACAGCCAUUCUUGACGUCCAUCAAGAAUAAUAUUCGCAAGAAGAACCAAGACGAAUGUAAUGCUAAGAUUAACUAUUACAGAUUGUCGAACACAUACAAGUGUGCUGGUUCGAGGUCUAACUCGUCUAAUUCGAUUUCAUCCAUUAAAUCUUCGAUGUCGUUGAACUCGUCUCAAUCCUCGUUGUCUUUGCACAGCAACAGUUCGUCUAGCUAUAAUUUGUCUUCGUUUGACGAGCAGGAUGAAUACGCAUCACUGUCCAAACAGGACAGAAUUCCUUUGUCAGGUAAAUCGGUGAACACCCUUAAUAUUCCAACCGAACACGAUAAGGCAAAAUGCAUGUACAGUAAUUACAAUCAGUCUGGUAUUAAUGUAAUUAAUAAUGAAAGAAUCCUUGUUUAA